Molecule: messenger RNA, 696 nt
Organism: Paramuricea clavata
Lineage: Eukaryota; Metazoa; Cnidaria; Anthozoa; Malacalcyonacea; Plexauridae
Source: the annotation of a GenBank genome assembly
AUGAGCAACGCUUUUGGAGAAAAAAAGGUUUGUUGGUCAAGAAGUGAAAUUUCAGCUUGUCAAUGCAAGCAAAAGUCGUACAGACAUGUCCAUUGUCCUUGCGCGAGAUGCAAUGGAAGGGCAACUGACAGAAGUAUUGAACUUCGACACUGGAAAGAAACGUGUCAUUUGGCAGCCUCAACGUCAACUAACAUUCAUGUUUACAGCAACUUGGAUGACAUGGACAUGGACAUCGGCGAAUAUGAUUUUGAUGGGGGUGCUGGUGACAUUUCUGGUGAUGACAAUUCUUUGGGAGAUGGUCAUGGUGAUAACAGUGACCAAUUGUUAACAAAGGAAAAUAAUGAUGGGAGAAAUGCUCAACAAUCAUCAAGCAAAUCGAUUGAUCAUGACAUGCCAGACUUGUCAACAAGUGGUGGAUGUGACAAUCCAAACAUUGAUCAGAAUCCCUUAAAAACGAUGGUUGUUAAGGCAGUUCUAGAUGCCCCCAGAAUAAAGCACCAUAGUGGAGUAUCCGUAAAAACGUUUGAGGAUGUUUUGGAAUAUGGGAAAAAGCAGCUUUUCACAUCUCUACAUGAAGAUGUUGAUGUGGAAAUUUUAACUACUUUGUGGCCAAAGAGUUGGAAUGAUGUACAAUUGCUAUUAAAGGAAGAGGGAUUUGAAGAUGCUAAAAGAGUUUUAUAUUUGUUUCUGUCGUGA